AUGAUUCAAGAAAGCGGCGCGAACCAACGACUGUCGGUACUUAAUCAGCGGCCCUCGAUCUUGAGCGGGCCAGACCUUCUCCACGAGCUUGUACGUCCACUUGAUCACGAUGCAACUGCUAUCGAUUUCCUGGAAUAUGGAUCGAAAAGGCGGAAGUUCUCCUACAAGGACUUACAUAGUCUGAGCGAUGCCCUGGCUGGCAGUAUCACAGAAAGACUGGCAAAGCUCGAAAGUGCCUCGCCUGUCAUUCCGGUCUUCCUACCACAGUCCCCAGAACUGUAUAUCGUUCUUUUGGCCAUCUUGAAGGCGGGAAAGGCAUUCUGUCCUCUUAAUCUCGAUACACCUACACAGCGGCUGAAGUUUAUCCUCGAUGAUAUUUCUGCCGACCUGCUCAUCACAUCUUCGAUUCUAGAUGAGCGGAUACGAGCAGCGAUCAAUAUCGAUGUAGUCUCGGUUGACAAAGAACUCUGCGACCGCGAGGCCCAGCCUAUAAUCGAUUUGCGGCGACCAAACACCAAGGAUCUGGCCUAUGUACUGUACACCUCCGGCUCUACCGGGAAGCCAAAAGCUGUCAGCACGUUUGAUGUUUCCAUUUUUGAGAUAUUCUUUCCCUGGUUCCGAGGGCGAACCUUGGUGAGCAGCACACGUGCCCACAUGCUCGAUGACCUUCCAGGAGCCAUCAACAAUCUAGAGGUCGAUGCAGCUGAACUUACGCCAACAGUCGUGAGCAACCUUCUUCAAGGCAGGUCCAGCGUGCCCGGACUCAAACUGUUACUUACCAUCGGUGAGAUGCUCACCCAACACGUCAUUGAUGAGUAUGGUGGCGACGAAACGAAGGAAAGUAUGCUAUGGGCCAUGUACGGGCCGACUGAAGCCUCGAUCCACUGCACGCUGCAGCCACAGUUCUCGACACAUUCGUCAACUAGCAUCAUAGGUCGUCCCUUGGAUACUGUUUCGGCUUUCAUAAUCGCGCCUAUGAAUGAAGAACGACCAUCGGCCGACAUCGAGAUACUGAGUUCCGGAGAAGUUGGUGAACUAGCCAUUGGAGGACCCCAGGUUGCCGAAGAAUAUUUAAAUCGCCCAGAUCUCACUUCUGCAUCGUUCAUCGAACAUCCGGAACAUGGUCGCUUAUAUCGUACCGGCGAUCGCGCAAGAAUCAACCGCCACGGCGUCUUGGAAUGCUUGGGUCGUGUCGUUGCUGGUCAAGUAAAGCUUCGAGGACAACGGGUUGAGCUCGGCGAAAUUGAACAAGCUAUCAUGAGGAUACAGAGCUGUCGGACAGCAACCGUAAUCAUUGUCGAAGAGUCUCUGGUUGCCUUUUGCGCUGCCGACUCGAGCGAAGUCACCCGCGCAGAUGUCCUCGCUACCUGCAACCAAUGGCUUCCGGCAUUUAUGAUUCCAUCACACGUAUACUUCAUCGAUACAAUGCCGCAGCUACCGUCGGGAAAGAUUGACAAAGACUCUCUUGCAAAAACACAUCUUCACAAGACUAACUCUACUGGACUGUCUACGUCUACCACCAUAUCCCCAGGCGAUCAUGUGAGCCAAUCAGUCCUGGAAACCGUUGGUCGUCACAUCUCUCAAGACCUUGGAUCAGAUACCGACCUUAGCUCUGCUGGUCUGGAUUCCCUUCGAGCUAUUCGCAUAGCGUCUGCGCUACGUCGACAAGGAUUCGUCCUAGGAGCGAUGGAAGUACUAUCUGCGAGAACAUUGAGCGAUCUCGUUGCGAUAUGUAGAAGUUCUACGCAAAGCGCUAAUCGGCAUAAUCCGACGCAUCACUCUGCGAAGAUGACCGGCACCGUAGAGAUCCCUCAGCUCAAGCGAUGGAAGAAUGAUAUUGCAUCCGUGAUACCCUGUACUCCAUUGCAGGAAGCCAUGCUUGCGGAGACGAUAUCCAGGCCUACUGCCUACUGCAACCGGAUCGAAGUUGAGCUAUCAGUUACGCGGACGUAUGAAGAUAUCCGAAACGCCAUGGACUACUUGGCCAGUAAGAGCGAGAUCCUGCGUACCGGCUUCGUUGCGGCAUCGCAGCACGCAGGAACGUUCUCGCAGAUUAUUUGGAGAGCAUUACUGCCAUCACAGAUUCAGGAAGUUGAUGUCUUUUCGAAGUCUUACUCAAUGAGCUCCGAUGAAGACUUUCUUCGUCCCUUCCACGUACAAGUUAUGUCGAUAUCUGGACGACCUCGUCUCUUGUUCCGCAUACAUCAUGCACUGUACGAUGGCUGGUCAUUCGAUCUAUUGCUCCACGAUCUCGACACACGGUUGCAUGGAGAGGAAACAGUAUCGCGGCCACAAUUUCGUGAUGUAGUCCAGUACUUCACCCAACUCAGGCCGGAGGAUCAAGAAGUACCCAAGAGCUACUGGAGUAGUCUUCUCAAUGGCUACCUUCCGGUGGCCCUCCCUAAUUACCAUGGAAAGCUCGUUCGCGAUCCGGCGACACAUCACUUUUCGGGCCGUUCUGCUAUCAACAGAUCCAGACUACUCCAGCGAGCUCAGGAGAUGGCUGUCAACCCCCAGGUUUAUUUCCAGGCGGCUACUGCGUACAUACUCAGCCUUUAUAGCGGCACAAACGAUAUAGUUCUUGGAAACGUUACCUCAGGGCGGACCAUUCCCAUCGCUGGUGUUGAGGAUGUUAUCGGCCCAUGCAUCGCAACCGUCCCUUUCCGCAUAAAUCUCAGUAAAACGCUCGACAUUCAUGAUCUAUUGCGUACGACCCAAGCAUUGAAUAGAGAAUGUCUGAGCCACAGCACCCUUCCUUUCCGGGAAAUAGUGAAGGCGGGAAAUAUCCCACCUGGGACACGACUCUUCGACGUUCUGUUUGUAUGGCAACAGUCAAUCAUCUCCGACUCAAGCUCGUCGCUCGCUUCAAGAGUCAUCGAUAGCGCGGACGAUCUGGAAUUUAGGCUUACGCUGGAAUUCGAGCCGCGCGAAGACAACAUAUUUUUCCACGCUACGUACGACGCCUCAACUAUACCGGAGCAUCAGAUCAAGUAUCUCUCUCGUCAGAUCGACGAGAUAGUGAACCUGCUCUUAUCGAAUGCCAACCAUGGCAUCGAUGCCAUGAAACGAUGCUUCACCACGCCUUCCUUGUCAAUUGCCAAUCCCACGCCUCGACAGCAAACUAUAGAGCAUGGUCCUGCCCAUGCGAUAGAACAAUGGGCUCUGAAGGAUCCGCGAAGGUCAGCUCUCAAAUUUGCUCGCGUCAGACGUGGUGUCGUGGAAGUCGAAGAGGUGGCGACCUAUGGUCUGCUCAACACACGCGCUAACCAAUUUGCCCGUGUCCUCGCCGAUCACGGCGUAGGCGACGAUCAAUUGGUUUGCAUAAUGAUGGAAAAGUCCAUUGAUCUUUACAUCUGUAUCCUUGCUGUGCUCAAGCUUGGUUGCGGAUAUCUACCGAUAGUCCCUGACACGCCGAUCGACAGAGUCAGAAGCAUCCUGGACGACGCGCAAGUAACGGUAUGCGUUUCCGACACAACAACUGCAACAAGCGUUCGAAAUCAUCUUCUCGUCGAUAUAAUUGAGUUCAAUACCCCUCAACUUGCGAAACAAUUUGAUCAGAACCUGGACGUGCCAUAUAGCGGACAGCAUCUCGCCUAUGCUGUAUUCACUUCCGGCAGCACUGGAGCGCCCAAGGGAGUUCUCGUUACCCAGGAUAAUCUCAUGAGUAACUUGGAAUACCUUUCAACUAUAUACCCCGUUCAUGCGGGUUCAUGUUUGCUUCAGUCUUGCUCGCAAGCAUUUGAUGUCAGUGUUUUCGAGAUCUUCUUCUCAUGGCAUGUUGGUAUAUGCCUAUGCACGGCAACGAAAGACGACUUGUUUCACGACUUUGAGGCCGCCAUCAACUGUCUGGGCGUCACACAUCUAAGUUUGACGCCAACAGUUGCAGCAUUGGUAGAUCCAGUGAAUGUUCCGAAAGUCGAAUUCCUGGUGACUGCUGGAGAAGCUUUGACGGAACACGUUCGAAGAAUGUGGGCAGGCAAAGGCUUGUACCAAGGCUACGGUCCUUCUGAGACCACAAACAUAUGCACUGUACGGGCGGCGGUAACUCCGGAUGAUCUGAUCAACAACAUCGGUAUGCCUUUCGAUAAUACUUCAGCCCUCGUGCUCGAUCCCGAGAGCGAGGCAAUUCUCCCCCUCGGUGCCGUGGGUGAGCUUUGUUUCGGAGGUUACCAGGUUUUCCGUGGCUAUUUGAACCGACCGGAGCUGAAUGCCGCGAAGAUCAUCAACCACUCUACCUAUGGUAGGAUAUACCGGUCAGGCGAUACAGGUAUACUACUCCCGGACGGGUCCAUACUUUCCAAAGGCCGUAUGGAUGAUCAAGUCAAGAUUCGUGGUCAGCGUGUCGAACUCGGUGAGAUAACGUCAGUGAUGCUCGAUCAUCAGGCAGUGCAAGACUGCGUUACCCUUCUCCUGCCGCGUUCCGACGAUACUCAAACACUGGUAGUGUUCUGGGUACCCAACGGAGCUGCAUCUGACUCUUUCCAAUGUUUGGCGCCCUUGGAGUUUGAAUCGGUGAUAUCGGAUCUGUCUGAUCUGCUAUCGCGUCGUCUGCCUUCGUACAUGGUUCCCUCGCAUCUCGUUCCCGUUUCGCGCCUUCCCAUGACAAUGCAAGCCAAGAUCGACAAGGCUCUCCUUCAACGCACAUUCUGGGACUUAGCGGAAGAAGAACAGGUCGCCUUGCAAUGGACGCAGGAUGAUGCAAAGGCUGAGGUCUUCUCGCCAUGGGAAAAAGCCGUGGCCCAGGUUCUUUCAUCCACACUGAACACCUCACCGGAAGGAAUACAACGGACGUCGUUAUUCUUCAGCCUGGGGCUAGAUUCAGUUUCAGCUAUACGCUUCUGCAAUGGACUUCGAAAACAAAACUUGGGUGACUUCUCUAUCUCUACAGUAUUAAAGAACGCUUCAAUCGCUCGUCUCGCAUCCGUCUAUCAACUACAUUCGCGCCCUUCAACUCGAGAAACGGCCAGGCAUAAUACCGUCAGCCUAGACAAGUUCUUGAGCCCGGAAGAAGUGUCUCGUGUUCUUGCGCGUUACAAUCAAAGCGAAUCCCAGGUGGCAAAGAUCCUACCAUGCACACCACUUCAAGAGGCUAUGCUUUCAAGUGGCCAGCCGUCCUCACACUCGGCGUACUGCAACAUAAUGCUUUUCGACGUCAAAGGAGAUGUCUCCCGGUUGCAGGAGUCCUGGAAGAGUAUGUUACGGCGACAUGAGAUCCUUCGCACAUGUUUCGUUGCUACUGAAAACCCGUCAUUCGCCUUCACGCAAGUUGUGCUACGCAAUACCGACUUGAAAUGGCAUCACUACAGCACCCUGGACGGUCUACCGCCGCGUAUAAACAGUGUUAUUUCUGAAAACCUAGCAGCCGAAAGCCCUCCAAUUCACCUCGCGUUGAUACAAGACGGACAAUCAACAAAGCUACUUUUUGGCUGCCAUCAUGCGCUCUACGACGGCAUUGCUAUCUCUACGCUCAUUCAAGAAGUACAAGACACAUAUCUCGGUAUCAAAAUCCCGCCACCGGUGUCUUACGAUGUGUAUCUGCAGUACAUGCUCCAGCAAGACUAUGCAGAGGGCGAUAAAUAUUGGGCCACUCUAUUGAGCGGGUUUGAGCCUGCUCUCUUUCCCAGUCUUACCGGCAAAGAUUCAAGAGCCCAAGGAAACCCUGCAUCUUCAUCGAAAUGUCUACAACUACGACUCUCCACCAUACGCACAGCAUGUCAAGACAUGUCGCUGUCAUUACUGUCGGUAGUGCACGCGGCUUGGGCCAAGCUUCUGCACUUCUACACGGGCGAAAACGACAUUUGCUUCGGAAACGUCGUUAAUGGACGCAAUAUCUCCAGCGACGACCUUGAUCGCAUCGUUGCUCCUUGCUUCAACACCCUACCCGUCCGCAUCAUUCUCGAUCCUCAGCAAACUAAUGACGCUUUGAUGCGCCUAGCCCAUUCUAUCAGCAUCGAGUCGCUAGCUCAUCAGUUGACACCGCUCCGUCGCAUACAAAGCACUGUACUCCGGGAGGGCGGCCGUCUUUUUGACAGUUUGGUGAUACUCCAGCAGCCGAAAACAACUUUGGACUCUACUAUCUGGACACUUGAACAAGAUCUGGGUGACAUGGAUCUACCCAUCGUAUGCGAGCUUGUUCAAGAUCCGGUCCGGAAUACUCUAGAGUUAUCGCUACACUACCAGACAUCACUGUUGUCUGAAGUGGAAGCUCGGCUGGUCAUGGAAACAUUUGACACCUGCAUCUCAUCAUUGCUUGCGUUCCCGGGAAUGAGUUCUUCCGACAUAAGCCCACUGCCAGCUCACCUUCGAGCAGAGUCCAACAUGGAUUAUGAGCAAUGCCAAACCGACGCGGUCUUGCUACAUUCAGGUUUCGAACGCAUAGCGGCAACGCACCCUGACCGUAUCGCCUUGGAAUAUUUGCUCCCAGAUGGUAGCAAGACAGUUUGGUCUUUCGCGACUUUAAAUGAAAAAGCGAACUCUGUUGCGCACGCACUCAUUGGGCAAGGGGUUGGUCCAGAUGAUAUCGUCCCCAUCCAUAUGCUGAAGAGCCCUUGUUUCUAUGCAAGCAUUCUAGGAGUUAUAAAAGCUGGGGCUGCUUUUGCACCGGUAUAUCCAGGACUGCCCGAAGCACGCAGACGGAUUAUGUUUCAAGAGUUGAAGCCAAAGCUUGUGCUUUGCUCGGAUACCUCGACACUGCCCGAUCAUCUAAUCGAAGCGAGGAUUGUCAAUGCUGAAGCAAUACCAUCUGUGCCGCAUCAUAAUCCUGUCAUUGAUGGCCUCGUGGACACAAAUCUAGCCUAUUGUUUGUUCACCUCUGGCUCUACAGGCGUACCGAAAGCGGUCAGCAUGGAACAUCGCGCUCCUGUCCAAACCAUCGCAAGCUCAGAUUUCCGUAUUCCCUGGAACCCUUCUUCACGACUGCUACAAUAUGCGGCUGUAACUUUCGAUAUGUGCUACUACGACUGUUUCUUGGCUUGGACCCAUGGGUUCACGCUCUGUGCCACUAACCAGAGUGACUUGUUGAACGACCUACCGAAAGUCAUCAACUCUUUGCAGGUCAACUUGCUCGACCUGACGCCUUCAGUAGCGGUUUCUCUCAAAAGAUCUGAUAUACCGAGCGUCAAGUGGUUGUACUGCAUCGGAGAAGCCAUGGCACACGCUAUCGUCAAGGAGUGGGGCGAUUCAUGCGUCAACUCGUACGGGCCUACUGAAGCUGCAUUCUGUACGACAAUAAGCCCUGUAUCAGUAAACGGUCGUGUUUCAAUUAUCGGCAAACCCUUCCCAAGCACAUCUUUCGCCAUCUUCUCGGCAAGAGGUAAAUCGAUCUUGCCUGUGCUGAGCACUGGCGAACUAUACAUUGGAGGCGCACAACUCGCACGAGGCUACCUCGGCAAUCCCGAUCUGACAAGCGAACGAUUUGUCAUUUGGGGUGGGCAACGCUUUUAUAAGAGCGGAGACCUGGCGAGGAUGCUCAGUGACGGCAGUUUCGAAUUCGUAGGACGCACGGACGAUCAGGUCAAGAUACGCGGGCUUAGGGUAGAGCUCGGAGAGAUCAACCAUGUCCUCCAGAAUGCUCAUCCAGAUGUCGCGUUUGUCACUACACAGAUCUUGAAAAAGCAGGAGACAGACAGGGACCAGCUCGUGGCAUUUCUGAUUACGCAUGGCAAGAUCGAAGAGAGCGAGCUCAAAACGAUUGCAAGCAGCCAGCUACCGUCGUACAUGGUACCCCAGUUCUUUGUCUUCGUCGACGAGAUUCCGCGAUCAAUGGCUGGGAAAAUUGACAAGAAAGCGUUGACAAACAUAUUCCGAGACCACAUCGGCACGGAAUUGCUAACCAAUGGGUUUCAACAUGGCUCAGAUCAUCAAUGGACACAAGGUGAAAUCGAGGUGAGGGACGUUCUUGCGCGACUGUCCGAUGCUUCGCAAAAAGAGAUCUCCCCGACAACCUCCAUUUACCAGCUCGGUCUUGACAGCAUCAGCGCAGUUCAAAUCGCAGCAGCACUUCGAAAGCAGGGUUACUCCGUGAGUGCUGCCGAUGUCCUGAAUCACACCACAUGCGCCGAUCUUGCCGAGUUCAUUGGCCAGGCGAAGGCAUCGGAUGCGUCUGCACUUCCGCAUAUUAACUUUAGUGCUUUCGAAGGCAAGCACAAGGUGGGGGUACUAAGCGACCAUAGCAUCUAUGAUGGGGAUGUCGUAGCCGUUCGUCCUUGCACUCCACUCCAGAAGGGCAUGAUAUCGCAAUUCCUCGCGACAGAAGGAGCUGUGUAUAUGAAUCACAUCCGUAUGCAGCUGGAAGUGGAUACAGACCUCGAAAGGCUCAAGAAAGCGUGGGAUAUGACGAGAGAACGCCAUAGUACAUUGCGCAGCGGAUUCGCUCAGAUCAAAGAUCCGCUUCACGCCUUCGCAAUGAUUGAGUAUACUCCAACUUCGACAAACCUGCCAUGGUCUACCACCUCAAGCACUACAUCCGACCCGAUCGAUGAAUGGCUCAAAGGAUUACAACGUGCAUUCUUGCAAGAUUUACAUUUGCCUCCUUGGUCAUUACGCAUCAUCCAAGAAGAGGGUCACUUCGCUCUUGAUCUGGCCAUGUUUCAUGCUCUCUUCGAUGCCCAAAGUCUUCAGUCCAUCUUAAAUGAUGUUACUGCUGCAUAUGAGGGCCGCGGUUUAUCGUCGCCUACAUCUAUCGACACAACCAUUAGUAGCAUUAUACAGCUCAGCGCUACAAGCACUGAAGACGGAGAAGCAGUAUGGAAUGAGAUUGGGAAGGCUGCAAGUCCAUGUCGCUUUCCCAAUCUCACACCUUUAAGAUAUGAUCCAAGCUCCCCAUCCGUUUGCACUCGUCAAUCCACGAAACCGCUUCAUGUUCUUGAGGAUGGCUGUCGAAAUGCCAACAUCACUAUGCAAGCUGCAGGUAUCGCGAGUUGGCUUUCAUUGUUGAGUUCUUACACUGGAGAAAGCUCGGUAACAUGCGGCGUCGUCUUAUCCGGCCGAACCUUUGACGGAGCUGAGGAUGUCGUCUUUCCAUGUAUCAACACAGUACCCGUGGCAUGCACUGUUUCAAAAGACAUGGCUGCGACUCUUACUAACAUCAUGGCGUUGAACAACCAAAUCCAGCAAUAUCAAUUUACGCCACUCAACAAGAUCCAGAGACUUAUGGGCUUUCCCAACGAAGCAUUAUUCGACACAAUUUUCGCUUACCAGAAGCUGCCUAGUCGUACAGAACCUAGCCGUUUGUGGAGAGUUGUUGAAGAGAAUGCGGCUAUUGAGUACCCGAUCUCGAUCGAACUGGAACCAAUGGAAGGGUACUUGGAGUACCGCCUUACUUUCUUGCCUCAUAUCGUACCAAAGGAGCAGGCCGCUCUGAUCCUCGAGCAGCUAGACCACCUGAUGGAAAGCUAUACGUCAAGCACCACUGCGAUGGAGGCCCACUUCUCUGAACAACUAUAUUCUAUCACACCUGCUAAAGAUCCCGAACUGCCAUCAGAUGUUAGGUUACUCCACGAGCUGGUCGAGAGCACUGCGACGAAGUACCCGAGGCGCGUCGCGUUUGAGUUCGUUUCCGCGAACGAUCAAGGCUCACGUACUAUUGAGCAAUGGACGUAUGCUGAGCUAGAUGCUGAGGGGAACAGAAUUGCUCACCUUGUCACUGCGCAUGGUGUGCAGCCUGGUAGUCUGGUUGGUGUGUGUUUCGACAAAUGUCCUGAAGCAUCUUUCGCCAUGCUGGGAAUAUUGAAGGCUGGCUGCGCUUAUGUCGCUAUCGACCCUGGUGCGCCUGCUGCACGCCAGGCUUUUAUCGUUGAAGACUCGCGCGCUCAAGCUGUUUUAUCUCUAUCUUCUCAAGCUGAUCAGUUUGAGGGCAACGUUAGUGUGCCAGUACUGAAGCUUGAUGAGAUCGACUGGCGUUCACUACCAGGAUCUUCGCUUUUGCGCAACGACCGGAUCAGUUCCCAGGAUCGUAGCUACUGCUUGUACACUUCUGGUACUACAGGUACACCAAAAGGCUGCGAGCUGACUCAUGAGAACGCUGUGCAGGCGCUUCUUGCUUUCCAGCGCUUGUUUACCGGACAUUGGGAUACAGAGUCGCGAUGGCUUCAGUUCGCGUCGUUCCACUUCGAUGUUUCAGUUCUUGAGCAGUACUGGAGUUGGUCGGUCGGCAUAUGCGUCGUUUCAGCACCUCGGGAUCUCAUCUUUGAAGAUCUAGCAAAGACCAUCUCUGAUCUCAAUAUCACGCAUAUCGAUCUGACGCCCAGUCUUGCCCAGAUUCUCCAUCCGGAUGACGUACCCAGUCUUUGUAAGGGCGUCUUUAUCACCGGUGGCGAAAGCCUGAAACAAGAAAUUCUCGACGUGUGGGGUCCAAAAGGCGUAAUCUACAACGGUUAUGGGCCAACCGAGGCAACGAUAGGAUGCACCAUGUUCCCGCGCGUUCCAGCCAAUGGAAGACCCUCCAAUAUCGGCCCUCAGUUUGACAAUGUGGGGUCUUUGGUUCUUCAUCCCGGGGAUGAAGUACCUGUCCUACGAGGUGGCGUAGGCGAACUCUGUGUUUCAGGAAAACUUGUUGGCAGAGGCUACCUCAAUCGCCCAGAGCUAACUGCAGAGCGCUUCCCUCACCUCGAACGUUUAGGUGCGCGUGUGUAUCGGACCGGUGAUCUCGUUAGGAUCCUACAUGAUGGCACAUUCCAAUUCCUUGGGCGAGCAGAUGAUCAGGUCAAAUUGCGUGGCCAACGCCUCGAGGUAGCCGAGAUUAACUCCGUCAUCAAGCAGUCCAGCUCAGCGAUCUCUGAUGUUGCAACGCUAGUACUGAAGCACCCAAAGCAGCAAAAAGAGCAACUGGUUGCCUUCCUUGUGUGUGGCAAACUCUCCAGGGCACAACCUCAGGUGCAGCUAGGCGACGUCGAGGCGAUGGGGAUCGCGAAGGAAGCCUGUCAUGAGAAACUACCUCCAUACAUGAUUCCCACGCACUUCGUUCCUCUCUCUACGAUGCCAUUGAACAUCAAUAACAAGGCGGAUGCCAAAAAGCUCAAGGAGCUUUACGACGCACUUUCCUCUGGCGAUCUGCAAGCAAUAUCAGCCACUUCAAACGAGAAAGACGAAGUUUGGUCGGAGCAUGAGAAGAAGCUUUGUCAAGUACUCUCUCAAGCUCUGGGUGUUAGCGAACAAUCUAUCAGUAAGGAUGCUAGCUUCUUCGAGAUGGGCAUGGACUCGAUCUCCGUCAUCGGUAUAUCGCACACACUCAAGCAGUCAGGCUUCGCAAGUGCUACUGCAUCUGUAGUAAUGCGAUGCCCGACUAUUCGACGUCUCGCCAAAGCCCUGGAAGCUGGUGGCCCCACUGAUGAGGCUCAUGGAUCUAUACUCGCAGCACAACAAGCUAUUCACGCAGUGCAGCACCGCUACAAACGGUCUGUCGCACAAUCACUCUCUAUCGAAUCCAGCGUCAUCGAUGUCGUCGCGCCAUGUACUCCUUUGCAACAAGGCAUGAUUGCAAGAUCUCUGGAGAGCGAGAACGGACUCUAUUUCAACACUUUCCGUUUCAAGCUAGACGACAGCAUCGAUGAACGCAGACUUGACGCCGCAUGGAAUAAGGUGCACGCUUCAAUUUCCAUACUUCGUACGGUCUUUGUCAACACAGAGGAAGGUCACGUGCAGGUAGUUCUCCGUGCUCCUGCCUACACUGGAAUGAUACACACUCCAGUCAAAGAGCAGCACCUUGCCAAAAGCUUGGAAUUGUUAAGACAACGCUGGCUAGGGCUGAAUCAACCGGACUUUACCCGCCCUUUCGAGAUACAUCUCAUUACCACACCAACGCAGAAGCUGCUGUCUGUUCAUAUCUUCCAUGGACUCUACGAUGGCAACAGCAUUGAGCUCAUCUUCCGGGCCGUCUGGGACGUCUACAACGAUAGGGAUCUACAAUUGCACGCACCUGCCUUCCAUACUGCGCUUGCUCAUGGCCCGCUCAGCAUCCCUAACGGGGCGAAGGAGUUCUGGCAGAACCAUCUGGAUAAACAAACCCUUCAUUUACCCACCAUUUCUGGUGAGGCUGUUCAAGAAGCUGUAGUUAUUACACGUACACUGCCUGGGUUGACCGGCUUUGACUCUGUGCGACGCCAACUUAAUGUUACAGCACAAGCUAUUGCCCAAGCUUGCUGGCUCAGUGUACUUUGCGAGCACGUCAAAGGAGCCGUAACGGCUGGAAUGGUCGUCUCUGGACGCAGUAUCGAUCUUGAAGGUGCGGAUCGCAUCAUAGGGCCAAUGUUCAACACCAUCCCCUAUCAGCAUUGCGCUCAGCGUGGCGAAUCUUGGUCAUCGGCAAUCAAACGAGUGCACGAUUUCAACGUUGGAGCUCAUCCUCAUCAGCACACUCCACUGAGAAAAAUCAUGAAGUGGUGCAAAAGAACUCCGAGCCAGCCUCUCUUCGACAAUCUCUUCGCGUACCAAAUCGCACAGGGAGGUGACGGAUGGGCAAAAAACGAUGCUUGGGAGAUCCUAGACAAUGACACUGUUGCUGACUACCCACUGGCUCUCGAGGUUGAGCAACGGAGGGGUGAUGUAUUCAAGUUGACAUUGGUUAGUCAAGAUCAUGUCGCACAUGAGUGUUUGGCGAAUGAGCUUCUUGAUCGGUUCGAAGAAGCAUUGCGACAGGUCUUAGUAGAUCCGUCUACUAUUCCUGCGGUGACCUUUGAAGAUGGAGCGAUGCAAAACAGUAUACUAUCCGCAAAUGGAAAGAUCAGCAACGGCGACAAGACGAGCGAUUUUGAAUGGACGAGCGAUGCCAUCAAGAUCAAAGAGGAGACUGCUCAACUAUCGGGUCUUGAAUAUUCCAGCAUCAACGAAAACACCUCCAUCUUUGAACUUGGACUCGACAGUAUUGACGCCAUCAAGUUAUCAUCCAAGCUCAAGAAGCGCGGAGUGACCAUUCCCGUAAGCGGCAUCAUGCGCGGGCUGACCAUUGCGAAAAUGGUACAACUCAUCUCGCCCACGGAAACGUCAGCUGAAGCGACUCUUCAGCCAAACCUUGACGCCUACAAAAGAUCAAUGAAGAGGCAUCUCGAACAGCAUGCGUUUAACAACACCGAUGUUGAGGAAGUUUUACCCUUGACACCCUUGCAAGAAGCUAUGGUGGCUGAGAUGAUUGCGUCAGACUACACAAGAUACUACAACCAUGAUGUACUCGAACUGGAUCCCAAUACAGACGUCAAAAAACUCCAAGAGGCCUGGACAACAGUCGUCGCUGCGUCACCAAUCCUACGGACUGGCUUCGUAGAGGUAGAUGACCCGGAACUCGACGAUUCUUUCGUACAGGUCGUCCACAAACAACAUCAUGACUUCUGGACGCAUAUCGAAGUAGAGGGCAGGCCCGACUUUGCCUCAAUCUUCCGUAAACUUCGACAUGAUUCCCUACAGAAGUCGCUUUCGACACCCCGCUUCCACCUUAGCUUCGUGGAGACAUCUGGCCAGUGCUACCUUAUUCUCUCCAUUGCUCAUGCUCUAUACGAUGGAUGGUCUCUUGGAUUACUGCAUUCUGACGUGCAACGAGCUUACGACGAUGAGUUCACCCCUCGCCCAAGCUACGAGGCUUCUCUGAUCAACAUCGUCACAACGUCCGUGUCUGCUUCCACGGGCUUUUGGCAAGAUUAUCUCUCGGGGGCCAUUACAAGCUCUUUCCCCCGACGAACAGACAUCUCUAGCGAAACUGGCAGCCAUGUUCAUCGCCACGAACGAAACAGCGCAGUGGUACUAGAUGAGCUCCAGACGUUCGCGAGAAGGCGUAAUGUGUCAUUACAGACUAUCGGCCAAACCGUCUUUGCUCUCGUUACUUCUCUCUACACCAACAGUCUGGAUGUCACCUUCGGCUCUGUACUAUCCGGAAGAGACGACGAGGAGCGAUCUCAACUAAUGUUUCCCACUAUGAACACGAUCGCGAUACGGUCAGUCCUGCACGGAUCUGGAGGAGACAUGUUGCAUUACAUGCAAGACAACUUCACAAACAUCAAGCAGUGGCAACACUACCCACUUCGGAAAGCCCUAUCGGCAGCAGGUGUUGAUGGAAGACUGUUCGAAAGUCUAUUCAUCUACCAGAAGGGCUUCGCGUCAGAGGAAGAGGAGGGACAGAGGCUGUACACCAGCAUCGAGGGUCAUAGUGACGUUGAGUAUCCGGUGUGUGUAGAAAUGGAGGCAAUGGACAAGAGCUUGGUUUGGCGUUGUGCGGUGAAAGAGGAAGUAUUCGACGAAGAGGCUUCAAAACAGCUCCUCGAUCGAAUGGAUGACGUGCUUAGACACUUGAUGGAACAUCCAGAGACAUCUGUAAUUGAGGUCACUACGAACGGCACAUCAGUAUGCGGUAUGCCGGCUUUCAAGCAGAGACAAAGUCGUGCGACAAGCAGCCAUGAGGUAGUUGACGACGAAGACGCUAGGGAUCCACCAAGCACCGAAACAGCUCGCAAGAUACGCGAGUCUCUGGCCUUUGUGUCGAAGACACCCGAAGAUGAGAUGACGAGCGGCAUGACAAUAUUUCACAUGGGGCUGGACUCUAUCAGCGCGAUCAAGGUCUCUUCUCUUCUGCGCAAACAGGGCAUCAUCCUCGGCGUUGGUGAGAUGCUCCGAGCUGGUACGAUUAAACAGAUGGCAAGUCUUGUGGAUUCGCGCACCACACAGCAGCUGGAAACCAGUGCCAAUCCUCAUGAAGUGGUCCGGGAGGCUCUCAAAGAUCUCGAUAGAUCGCACAUCCUAGACCGGGCUCAUAUCGACGAUGCAAGUGUCGCAGAAAUUCUACCAGUCACCGCCGGACAGCUAUACAUGCUGUCGAUGUGGCUAAAUAACAAAGGCAGCAACUUCUACGCCGAGUUCACAUACGCUAUCUAUGGAGGUAUUGGUCUCAACGACCUCAACAAUUCGUGGCACGCCCUGGUUGCGACAAGUCCGAUUCUGCGGUCCUCCUUCGUCACGACUGGCGAUCAUCAGAUACCCUACGUAGCAGUCGUGUUGAAAGAUCUGGAGAGCUCUGUCACAGAUAUCACUGGCUGCACACAUGACGAAAUCCGCCAGCGCGUCCAGACUACAACGACCAUGCAGCCUUGGGCCUACCUCUUCGCCUCACAAACUUCCAGCGGCUGGGCGUUGAAGCUGAAGAUCCACCAUGCAUUGUACGAUGGUGUCAGCUUACCUCUUUUGAUGCAGAAACUGCAAGCCAUUUGCAACGGCGCUGAAGUCGAUCCGCCAGACAAUACACUUGCCCAGAUGGUCGCUAAAGGGUACGGGACAUCGGAAUUAGAGAAGAAGAAGAGCUUCUGGACUCGGUAUCUCGUGGACUUUGCCCAGAAGCUCUUGAUGCAGCCUGCUGAGAGCCCCAAAACAAGGACACAGCUCUUCAAGCCAGCCUUGUUCGCAACGCCCAACCUGGAGGCAGCUGCGCGCCAACGUGGUGUUUCAACGCAGUCCAUCUUCCUCGCUGCGUACGCAAAGGUUCAUGCUGCGAACACAUCGGGCACUGCAGAUGAAGACGUGAUCAUUGGUGUCUACUUGGCCAAUCGCUCGCUGCCUAUCAAUGGCAUUGCCUCGGCUGCUGUACCAACAGUCAAUCUACUACCACUACGUGUCAGUAAGCCGCUCAAACGCCAGAUGGUAGAGAUGGCUGAGGAUAUCCAACGCGACCUGCAAGAAAUCAGUGAGCCCAUGAACGCUUCUGCUAGCCUCUUCGAGAUCAGCGAAUGGACAGGUGUCAAGGUUGACACUUUCGUAAACUUCCUAUCUCUGCCGGAUACUCCAGAGGCGGAGGGAGAGGCCCAGAAUAAGGACUCAAUCACUAUCGAACCGACUCAACAAUGGGAGCAGUCGGUCAGUAGGGUGACCGAAGUGGAGGAGCACAGCUUGGAACCACCUGCUGAACUGGUGGACGAGCGUGUCAAUGGCGCAUAUUUGCAUGCUAUCGAUAUCGAGGCGACCAUCCGCAAUGGCGCCUUAGAUGUGGGCGUCUUCGCACCAACCGCGAUGCUGAGCCUUCACGAUGGCGAAGAGCUGAUAAAAGAGCUGAGGAGACAGCUCGAAACGCUCUGA
Molecule: messenger RNA, 16044 nt
Organism: Alternaria arbusti
Lineage: Eukaryota; Fungi; Ascomycota; Dothideomycetes; Pleosporales; Pleosporaceae
Gene: NPS2
Product: NRPS
Exons: 3
Coding region: 1-16044 (5347 amino acids)
Biological process (GO): amino acid activation for nonribosomal peptide biosynthetic process; secondary metabolite biosynthetic process
Cellular component (GO): cytoplasm
Molecular function (GO): catalytic activity; phosphopantetheine binding
Source: RefSeq, a predicted model, not a curated record